CCGGCUGGUGGCAGACACCUACCCCGUCCCAAGCCCGCACCGCCCGAGGACACGCAGCGGACGGCCUGCCGCAAACCCACGUCCAGUGUGGGCAGAGGCUGCGCCUCCGGAGAGGGGGCGCCCCGGGGCUGGCCCCGCCGCAGGACGGGCGGCCGGCGCUGCCCACGGCCCGGUCCCGCCCCAGCGCCGCCCCCGCGCUGGCGCCGCCGCUGAUCGCGUCCCGCCGCGGCGCAGGCGCAGUGUAGGGGCCGCGGCGCUGCCGGGCGGGCCGAGCGGGGCCAUGCCGCUGCCGGGCGGGCCGGCGGGGGCCAUGGGGGCGGCGGUGGGGCCCGUCAGCCUGCGGGAGCUGCUCCUGGGCGCCACGGCCGGCGCCGAGGGGGGGGGCGCGGCGGGCGGCGAUGAGGAGGUGUGCGUGGUGGGCAUCUUUGGGAAGACGGCGCUGCAGCUGUGCUCGGAGAAGGCGGCCCUGGUGAGCACCGUGUGCGACCGGCAGGUCUUCCCCCUCUUCGGGCAGGAGGAUCCCGAGCUGGAGGACGGCGGCUCCGGGCAGGAGUGCGACCCGGUGGCAAAGGACUACAACGAGUUGCAGGCCUACUACAGCCAGGAGAACCGGGUGCUGUACCUGGUGCUCACCUCCAUCUGCGACACGCCGCAGCUGCUGCGGGCCUGCGGGGACCUGGCGGCGGCCGAGAGGAGGGAGAGCGGGCCCGGCCACCCCUCCGGGGGCCCGGCCCCACUGCCUCACGCCGAGGCCCACGAGUUCUGGAAGCACCAGGAGAAGCUGCACUGCCUGAGCCUCCUCUACCUCUUCUCCGUUUGCCACAUCCUGCUGCUGGUGCACCCCACCUGCUCCUUCGACAUCACCUACGACCGCGUCUUCAGGGCGCUGGACGGGUUGCGGCAGAAGGUCCUGCCCUCCCUGAAGGCCGCCAUCAAGGACUGCCCGGUCGGCAAGGAGUGGAAGCUCAACUGCAGGCCGUGCCCUCCGCGCCUCCUCUUCCUCUUCCAGCUCAACGGGGCCCUGAAGGUGGAUCCCCUCCCGAGCAGGGGCCAGGACCCCUGCGGUCACCUGGAAAAGCCACCCCCCAAGAAGCACUCCCCGAAGAGGAGGCUGCAGCACGCGCUGGAGGAUCAGAUCUACCGCAUCUUCCGCAAGAGCAGGGUGUUAACCAACCAGAGCAUCAACUGCCUGUUCACCGUGCCGGCUAACCAGGCUUUUGUGUACAUUGUGGCUGGUGGGGCCCUGGACGGAGACGAUCCAGUGGCCAUGCUUCUUGACCAGCUCAGGAGCAACUGCACCAUGAGAGAGACUGACUCACUGCUGGCUCCAGCCCUGUCGGGACCCAGGAGGUACCAGAUGAUGCGGCAUGGCAGGCAGCAGCUGUCCUUCCAUGCAGAGAGCAGCAGCUCCAGCUCCUCCGGGCAGCUUGUGGACUGCACCCUCAAGGAGUUCUUAUGGCAGCACGUGGAGCUGGUGCUCAGCAAGAAGGGCUUCGACGACAGUGUGGGGAGGAACCCGCAGCCCUCUCACUUUGAGCUCCCAACCUACCAGAAGUGGGUUUCUGCAGCUUUAAAACUGUAUGAAGUGACCAUUGAAGGCAAAGAUGACGACCCGACCUCUCUCACUGGGGAACUGAGCUCAAAAAUCAUGAGCAGCAUCAAAGUCUUGGAAGGCUAUUUAGAUAUAGACACCAAGUUCUCAGAAAACCGUUGCCAGAAGGCUCUACCCAUGGCCCACAGCGCCUAUCAGUCCAACCUGCCCCACAACUACACCAUGACGGUCCAUAAGAACCAGCUGGCACAGGCCUUGCGUGUGUACAGCCAGCAUGCCCGCGGCCCAGCCUUUCAUAAGUAUGCCAUGCAGCUUAACGAGGACUGCUACAAGUUCUGGAGCAACGGGCAUCAGCUCUGUGAAGAGCGAAGUUUAACUGAUCAGCACUGUGUGCAUAAGUUUCAUCUGCUCCCAAAAGCAGGGGAAAAGCCAGAGGCAGACAGAAAUCCUCCAGUUCUGUACCACAACAGCCGGGCUCGUUCCACUGGUGCCUGUAACUGUGGAAGGAAGCAAGCUCCACGGGAUGACCCCUUUGAUAUCAAAGCAGCUAAUUACGACUUUUAUCAGCUGCUGGAAGAAAAAUGCUGUGGGAAACUGGAGCACAUCAACUUUCCCGUAUUUCAGCCAAGCACACCUGAUCCAGCGCCCGCUCGGGAUGAGUCAUCACCUGCCCCUCCGGAAGGCGAGAUUGAGAAACUUAAAGAAAAAGAACCUCAGACUCAGGGAGAAAGCACAGGCCUGAGCUUAGCCCUCAGCCUGGGUCAGUCGACGGGCAGCUUGGGCACUUACCCACCUGAUGCCCAGGGGGGAGGGGAAAACACAGAAAGCCAUGGGCAGAGUGGAGACUCCAAAAGCGAGAAAAGGCCGAGCCUGGUAGACCGCCAGGCAUCCACUGUCGAGUACCUCCCAGGGAUGCUCCAUUCGAAUUGCCCCAAAGGCCUUUUGCCCAAAUUCUCCAGCUGGUCGCUGGUUAAGCUGGGGCCUGCUAAGGCUUAUAACUUCCACACAGGCUUAGAUCAACAAGGCUUUAUCCCGGGAACAAACUAUUUAAUGCCUUGGGACAUUGUCAUCAGGACGAGAACUGAAGAUGAAGGAGACUUAGAUACCAAUUCCUGGCCUGCACCUAACAAGGCCGUUCCUGGAAAAAGAAGUGCGGUGGUGAUGGGAAGAGGAAGACGGAGAGAUGACAUAGCUCGAGCUUUUGUAGGAUUUGAGUACGAAGAUGCACGCGGUAGGAGGUUCAUGUGUUCAGGGCCUGAUAAGGUGAUGAAAGUGAUGGGAGGGGGGCCAAAGGAAUCCGCCAUCAAAGCCCUCAAUUCUGACAUGCCGCUGUACAUCCUGUCCUCGACUCAAGGCCGAGGACUCAAGCCACAUUACGCUCAGUUCAUGAGACUCUUUGUGGUGGUUCCUGAUGCUCCGCUGCAGAUCACGUUAACGCCUCAGGUUCAGCCAGGGCCACCGCCUUGUCCGGUGUUUUACCCUGAGAAGCAGGAAAUAACCCUUCCGUCUGAUGGACUAUGGGUGCUUAGAUUUCCUUACGCCUACGUGACAGAACGUGGACCCUGCUUUCCUCCCAAAGAAAGCCAACAAUUAAUGAGUUACAAAGUUCUCCGAGGAAUACUGAAAGCAAUUACACAAUAAGAAUUAUUCUGGUAGAUUAAAUUUAGUUUUAAAAGACUGUCUUCAAUCCAAAUCAUGGAUCUCGCACCAUGUCUGUUAUCCAACAGCUAUCAUUGCAAGCCCACUGCAUUUCACUGGAACACAGUCAGGUUGAAAAUAAAGUUUGAUAUCAAAGGAGAGAAAGGAAUCUGAGGCAUAUACAGUUUCUGUUCAUUGGAUUUUCAUAUGUAAAAAGUAAAAGCUGGUUGUGGUAAUGUACUGAGCUUGUAUUACUAAAUGUUUUGAUGAUAGUGCUUUUCCACACACUACCUUCCUACAUACGUAUUUAGGAAUAUUUGAAAACGAGCACUGCCUGAAAUCAAGAGUUUCCUUUGUCAUAUUGAGGCAAUGAUGGGCAGAAUAUUUUCUUUUUCUCCAAACUAUUUGUAUGUAAACAAUAGACGCUUUGAAUGCAGUGAUGUUGGUUGUCUUUGAUCUUGUCUUAAAAAAAAAAAAAAAGAAAAAGCAUUGCAGUUCUGAUUUGUAUUAACACCUUGGCCAGAAGCGCUGCUUUCCUAUAUUAAGUUGAAAUAUUUUACUUUAUUUGUAUUCAUAGAUCAGAUUUUGUUAAUAGGCCAACUUGAUUUCAUAUUUGGGAAUGACAGGUCUCUUUGGAGACAAUCUGCUGGUAAAUCUGGGAGACAGUUUUAUAAGCUUGUUCAUUAUAGCUGACUGCAGCUUCAUUGUCAGUGCAGCUUGGCUUGUAGCGAUUAAAAAGAUUUUUUUGGUCGCUGAAA
Molecule: messenger RNA, 3948 nt
Organism: Falco peregrinus (peregrine falcon)
Lineage: Eukaryota; Metazoa; Chordata; Aves; Falconiformes; Falconidae
Gene: SMG8
Product: SMG8 nonsense mediated mRNA decay factor
Biological process (GO): nuclear-transcribed mRNA catabolic process, nonsense-mediated decay
Source: RefSeq, a predicted model, not a curated record